This is a messenger RNA of Paralichthys olivaceus (Japanese flounder), 3159 nucleotides long. RefSeq names its product fibulin 1 (gene fbln1). Gene Ontology annotation, cellular component: extracellular region. Gene Ontology annotation, molecular function: calcium ion binding; peptidase activator activity. NCBI's taxonomy places the organism in Eukaryota, Metazoa, Chordata, Actinopteri, Pleuronectiformes, Paralichthyidae. The record is from RefSeq and is a predicted model, not a curated record. Gene Ontology annotation, biological process: extracellular matrix organization.
CAAACUUAUACACAAGAACAGUACUGCUUCAUUUAAUGAAACACAGCUUUACAAAUCUUCUCUGCAGAUCAACCAGGGAAGGAAACAGCAGGUUUGAUUAGUCGCUGUGUGCAUGUGGCCCCGUGCAGCCCGCCCCUCACCGUGCCAUCAUUAGACGCUCAUUCCUCCAGUCACGCUGCAACUGCGCCUCUCUGCUCCAUCACAUCACAUCCACCUCUCGCACUGUGCAGUCUGUGUUUCCUGAAACAGCGCUGCCGCCGAACCUCACAUCAUCCUGCUGAGAAAACACAUCAGGCACACCAGGAAGCUGAAAGCGCUGGGAUCUGCUUCACUUCACUUCACAGCAGCAUAGAGCAGAAUCUCUCCUCAUUCAAUGGGUCCGCGUAUUGUGCUGCUCUGCUCCAUGUUUGGACUCCUGCUUGGCCAAGGAGCAGAGCAGAUCUCGAUAGAGGAUUGCUGUAAGGAUGGACAGAAGCGAGGCAAUGAUAACGAAGACUGUGCAUCCCUCCCUCUCAUCUCUGCUUCAAACACAUGCAGGAUAGUGCAGGAGCAGUGCUGUGUGGCAGUGCUCGAGGACAACAUGUGCACCACUGGUAUCAAUGUGGCCAAAGACCAAGGAACCUGUGACUCUUUAUUCAGCAGCACCUGCGAGACCAAGACGACAAAGAUGUGCUGUGGCUGUUGUCUUCUGGGGAAGACGACCCAGGAGCAGGGCCUACUGUGUGAUUCCAGCCUGUCUGUGGGCUACCAGUGCAGCCUGGUGUCUCGGGCCUGCUGCAAUGAGGGAACCCCAGAUAACCAGACAACACCAACAGCACAAACAAAGUCAUCAAACAAGGAUGCAACCACUGAAAAUGGAGAUAAUUCAGUAUUAACUGACCAGUGUGAUGGGAAAUGUGCUCAUCUCUGUGUCGGUAACAACACCUGUGCCUGCUUGAAAGGCUACAAACUCAAACCAGAUGGGAAGAGCUGUGAGGAUAUAAACGAGUGUCUUCUGGGAGCCAGUAACUGUCGGGGAGGACAGCGAUGCAUCAACACAGAGGGCUCAUUCCGGUGCCAGAGAGAGGUCAGCUGUGGAACUGGCUACGAACUCACUGACAACAACAACUGCAAGGAUAUUGAUGAGUGCGAGGCUGGUAUCCAUAACUGUGGCAAGGAGUUUGAGUGCCAAAACACCCAGGGGUCGUUCCGUUGUGUUCCCACGGUCAAGUGUGGGGUUGGCUACAUCCAGGAUGCCCUGGGCCACUGCAUUGAUAUCAAUGAAUGUGUUAGCCACACCGGUCCAUGCCAAAGAGGACAGGUCUGUAUCAACACAGGCGGCUCCUACAUCUGCCAGAGGAACUCUGUGAACUGUGGUCGAGGGUACCACCUUAACGAAGAGGGCACACGCUGUGUUGACAUAGAUGAGUGUAAGGACCCUGAGAAGGUCUGUGUAGGUCAUGGUUGUAUCAACCUGGUGGGAUCGUACCGCUGUGACUGUGAGAGUGGCUACAUCUUCAACAGCAUCAGCCGCACAUGCGAGGAUAUUAAUGAAUGCAGGCACUACCCAGGCCGCCUGUGUGCUCACAAGUGUGAGAAUAGUCUGGGGUCCUACAAGUGCAGCUGCACGACAGGGUUCAAGCUCGCCGCUGACGGCAGGAAUUGUGACGAUCUGAAUGAAUGUGAGAGCAACCCAUGCAGUCAAGAAUGUGCCAACGUGUAUGGCUCGUACCAGUGUUACUGUCGCCGUGGAUACCAGCUCAGUGACAUCGAUGGCGUAACUUGUGAAGACAUUGAUGAGUGCGCUCUGCCCACUGGAGGUCAUAUCUGCUCCUAUCGGUGUCACAACACACCCGGCAGCUUCCACUGUUCCUGUCCCGUCACUGGCUACACCCUGGCACUCAAUGGACGCAGCUGUCAGGAUAUUGACGAAUGCGCGGUGGGAUCUCACACAUGCGCGGAGAACCAGAGCUGCUUUAAUGUGCAGGGAGGAUUCAGAUGCUUGUCCUUCGAGUGUCCAAACAACUACCGGCGCUCUGGAGAAACUCGAUGUGAACGCUUGCUUUGCAAUGAGUCUGUCGAGUGCCUGGCCAUGCCGUUGAGAAUAACGUACUACUACCUCACGUUCCCCACCAACAUUCCUGUCUUCACCAACAUCUUCCGCAUGGGCCCCUCUCCCACUUUGCCUGGCGACGACAUCCAGAUUGCUAUCACUGCUGGCAACGAGGACAGUUACUUCAAGACGGAGCAGGUGCCCACCGGCGGCGUAAUGUCGGUGGCGAAGCUCAUCAAUAAGCCACAGGACUUUGAUCUGUCCCUGGAGCUGAGGCUACGCCGUAACGGCAUGUUCAGCAUGUACCUGGCUAAAGUGCUGGUGUUUGUUACCCAGGAGGAGCCCAGAGUACCUUACAACCCCUUACUUGAGUAGACAUGAGUGUUAAACCGGGAUACACCAGCUACUACACUCUUUAAAAAGAUGUGUCAUUUUUAAAUGGAUUGUCUCAUGGAAAAUGAACAAUGGUGUAUUGAUAGCAUAGCACAGUGAUGCAGUCUAGACUGUAUUGUAACAUAUAAUUGAUUACAGACAUUUACUGUAUGCAGUUAAAUAUAAAACAUGAUUUCCAAUCAGUGAUAAGUAAAAACCUCUAUAAUCAAACAUCAUUUGAUUCUCUCAUUCAUGGAUUAAUUCCAUUUCAAUCAGACAAUUAUUGCAGCAGCAGAACAUAGCGUUUGGCAUCAAGGCUCCGACCUCAUCAUUCACCAUAUAUGAUGACAUAGAUAUAAUGGAUAAGCAAAUAGGGGGCUGAAUCGACAGGCAGUGAUACUGACACAGGGCUGCAGAGCCAUUGAAAAGCAAAGGGAGAGAUGGGAAAUCUUUACAUCUUAAAUAGACCUUGAAUUUGGGAGGGUGUGUCCGAGAGAUUAAAAAAACAACAUUCUCUUAUGACAGCAGCUGGCUAACUUAGCUUAGCAUGAAGACUGGAAACAAUGAACUAUAUCCCCCUCCCAGCUCCUCUAGAGCUCUCUGAAGAACAUAUCUCAUUUUAUCUUUCCAAAAACCAAAUGGUGAAACGAACAUCUGUAAUGUUCUUUGGAUCUGUGGUUUGGGGUGUUUGUUUGUCUGACCAUUUCUUAAAUGUGUACAGUGACUUCUGUCCUCAAAGCUAAUUUUUAGACAAA